GUGGACGCUACAGGUCGGAGCAGAGCGACGCACGUACUAUGAAUGUUUAUUGGCCAAAGCGCUGUGUUUUUCUGCGCUGACAUUACACGUACAAGUGACAGGUUUGUGCUGGACAUGGCUGAACCUGCGGAGAAGCGGUUCAAAAGCAGCCUACCUCGGUGCGCAUCCCACCGGAGCUCCAGGGGCCGGGGUGUGCUCACUCUGCAGGCCGCUGUGGAGGAGGCUCUGUGCGGGGUCAGCAGCCUGCUUUUCCACGGUGUCUACAAGCUGCAAGCUCUGGCCAGUGCAUUUGAGCGAGAUGAUCUUGCCCUCCCUCGUGUGGCUCUGUUCUUCCAUCACAUGGCACAGACGCAGCAGGAGGAGGCCCAGGAGCUGCUGCGGUACCUGUCCCAGAGAGGAGGCACCUACUGCGGUCACGACGUACAGAGACCAGAUUGUGAGACGGUGUGCUCUGUCCUGGCUGCCCUGGAGCUCCUCGGUCUGCUGCUCAGGGAGGAGGUAGGGGUCCUGGUGGAGCUACAGGGACUGUUCCGGGACCAUGCAGACCCUCAGACCUGGUCCAUGGUCCAGACUCUCCUCCUGAACCCUCGAGUGGAACGCCUCAAACAGAUAGGAGACCUGUUGAGUAACGCACGCAGACUGGGGUGCACCACAGACACAAGGGGGCGCUUUGGGGAGUACCUUCUCAAUGAGCUACAAGAUGAGCUGAAAGAUUAGAUAAAUAUUAGUGUCUAGGGCUGCACAAUGUUGGAAUGGAAAUGGAAAAAAAAAUUGGCUUCUCUCUGAGUUAGGGGAGGCAUGAGCAGACUUUGUGUCUUCGUGUGCAAUUUUGAAGCUGUUGCGCUCCUCGUGUGUGGUGUCUUUGUGACUCUGAGCUGCUCUGUCUGAUCUUAACUACCAAACAUCAGUAAAUAAAACAAUGUCAGGGGCAGACGGAGGCACAGGAUACAAACUCAGUAAAUAGUGAAAAUAAUUAUUACUUACCUCUGAAAGUUGUAAAUUUAAACUGCAGCAUCUCAUACACGUUAUUCAUAGAAUUUGUCCUUUUUAAAUAAAUGACGCCUAGUCCACAAAACAGUGCUGUUAAUCCAGUUUGAAGCAUUCUUUAAAAGUAAAAAGUCAAGAGUAGUUCCUCAUGUGCAUCUGUGUACAUCCAUACAGUGUGCGGAUUGGGGUGAAGCUGCACAAUAGAGAUCAAGACUACUUCCUGUGUACUUUAUCACAAACCUUCUGUGCAUUAAACAUAAUGUAUCUGAAGUAUUGCACCAAAAUUCAUACAUAAUAAUAACACGGUUUUGAGAGUCUCAAAGCGAGUGGUCUUACUGUGGACAGGAAACAGAUUACGCAAGAUGUGCUCACAACUUUAGACUGCUUUAUGCAGCCAUAUGCAGUUUUUGCAGUCAGAGAUUUAAAAUAUCAUCAGAUUAUCCUCUUAUCUGCGAUGUGGGCUUUUCAUCGCACAUUCCUGUAGUGUGUAGCAGCCUUUAGACAGACUUUAUUGAUCCACACGGUAAAUUACUUGAACACAGUAGCUCACACAUCACGUUAUAUUACAAUUAAUAAUUUUAAAUGUUGUCAAAGCUUAAGACAAAUUGUUUUAUGCUUUAUGUUUUUGUAGCACCUAUCCUAUAGUAAAGGGGCAUUCAGAUAGGGUUUUUGUAUAAAGGUACACUUUUAAAACACUACAAACUCCAGGGAUCAAAGUAUCUGUACUAUAAUGAAGUAGUCAACAUGAAGUAGUCAUUCCGCUUUCAAGGUUUCACUACUGUAUUUAUGUUAGUAACAGAAAAUUAUUUUAUUAUUUUAUAUGUUAUAGUUAAAGAAACCCAUUU
Messenger RNA from Boleophthalmus pectinirostris (great blue-spotted mudskipper), 1832 nucleotides. RefSeq names its product Ferritin light chain, oocyte isoform-like. Gene Ontology annotation, biological process: iron ion transport; intracellular iron ion homeostasis. Gene Ontology annotation, cellular component: cytoplasm. Bases 43 to 717 code for a protein of 224 amino acids. Gene Ontology annotation, molecular function: ferric iron binding; ferrous iron binding. The transcript has 3 exons. Lineage: Eukaryota; Metazoa; Chordata; Actinopteri; Gobiiformes; Gobiidae. The record is from RefSeq and is a predicted model, not a curated record.